AUGAGAUACCUGCCAUUCAAGCUAGAGCCUGGUCAUUUAGCCACGCCUCUCAAAACCCGAGCACAACUUCUCAGCACCAUUCGGCAGAGAAGUCGGAAACCUCGAGAACUCGGAUUCAGGAAAGUGAGCAGCAACUCUCCUGAACGAUUCAGAAGUUGGAAGAUUGGACCGGAUGAUCCAUUGGAUUCGGGUUUCAGGUUCAUAAGAAAACACCUGGUCCGCCCGCCGACCUCACGACAGCUGAACGAAUCACCUGGGCCACGACUGAGGAAAAUAUCCAGCGCUUCAUCUCCUCCACCAUUACCGCCUGAGGAAGGAGGAACACAAUUUGGAUCAAAUAGGUCCAAUGACCGGGCCAGUAUCCCGUCCCACCGUCCAGAAACCCUCAUCCAAGCGGGAAAGUUACUUGACCACGGCAGGCCCGUGGUCUCGCCCAUCCUGGCCCGGGAUGCCUGCCGGUGCUCCAAAUGUAUCGACCCAUCUGAUCGACAGCGUCAGUUCUCCUACGCCAACAUUCCGACCAACAUCUCAUUCCGGGACAUUACUCACGUCCCGGGCAAGAACGACACUCUGGUCCGAUGGCUCCACGACGCUGAGCCGCAUGAACCAGGAGACCCGAGCAUCUUCACCGAAGCGACCAUCGCGAAUUUGAAAAACGAAUUCCGCAAUCGGACCCGUUGGGCUGUGUACGAUCGGCCGCAAAAGCUGUGGGACGCAGAAUCGUUCCGGCGGGAAACCACCCGUAUCGAAUUCAACGACUACAUGAACGACCGGCCCUCGCUUGCCGCGGCCGUACACCUUCUCUGGCGCGACGGCUUAGUCUUCAUCGAUGGAGUGCCGGAAUCCGAAUCCUCCGUCGCCGCCAUAGUCAAUCGCAUCGGUCCCUUAAUGCAGACUUUCUACGGCCCAACCUGGGACGUCCGCUCUGUCCCCAACGCCAAAAAUGUUGCCUACACCUCCAAAUACCUCGGUUUCCACAUGGAUCUGCUGUACAUGCGCGAUCCGCCGGGCUUUCAAUUCCUCCAUUACGUCCACAACUCCAGCGAAGGAGGGGAGUCACGGUUCGCCGACACCUUCAGGGCCGUGGACACUUUGUACACGGAGAACAAGGCGCACGUGCACACACUGACGCAUAACGAGGUGCGCUACGAAUACGACAACGACGGCUUCUUCUACUCGGACUCCAAGCCCACGAUCCUACGACGGUCAAAGUUGAACUUGCCCAGCCGCAAUCCGAUAGGAGCUGUGCACCCGACGCUGAUGCGCGAAGUGGGCCACGUCUUCUGGUCGCCGCCGUUCGUGGGCAAUCUGUCACCACACCUGGGCCAUGAACAGCUCGUCAAAUUCGUCACAGCCAGCAAGGCAUUCGCCGAUAUUCUGGAGCGGCCCGAGAAUGUCGUCGAGGAGAAGAUGGACAGCGGCACCUGCGUCAUCUUUGACAACUUGCGCAUCGUGCAUGCGAGAAACGCAUUCGACCUCAACUCCGGCCGCCGCUGGUUGCGGGGCGCGUACCUCAACCGCCAGGAUUUCAUCAGCAAAGCUGUAUCGCUGAUGCCGGACAUGCCAGUCGUUCGGAAUGUGCCGGUCGAUCCUCCCCAGGAAUACAGCAAUCAGCCCUUCAAUGAAGGAGGUCAGUCGACACCGUAUCAGGUGUUUCACGUCGAUUGA
Messenger RNA from Rhinocladiella mackenziei CBS 650.93, 1668 nucleotides. RefSeq lists its product as uncharacterized. The transcript has a single exon. Gene Ontology annotation, biological process: carnitine biosynthetic process. NCBI's taxonomy places the organism in Eukaryota, Fungi, Ascomycota, Eurotiomycetes, Chaetothyriales, Herpotrichiellaceae. The record is from RefSeq and is a predicted model, not a curated record. Bases 1 to 1668 code for a protein of 555 amino acids. Gene Ontology annotation, cellular component: mitochondrion. Gene Ontology annotation, molecular function: oxidoreductase activity.